AUGGCAGCCCAUGACAAAGUGCUGCUGGAGGCAGACGAAGAAUAUGAGUACGUGGCCACUGCGGGCAGCAGCGCGCGCAAACUGCGACACGACUGAUACUUCUUAGCUAUGAGGGACUACCGCCCAACUUCUCGCUCGCCGCGAACAUGGCGGCCGGAGCGUUCGCAGGCAUUGCUGUACGUCUGAGAUGAGACUGAGCGCAUGAGAAGGGCGGAUGAGCUGAUGUGGAUGUAGGAACAUUCGGUCAUGUAUCCCAUCGACCUGCUGAAGGUGCGUUUCGGAAAUCUCGGACCAGGCGACCACAGAGUGCCAAACUAAUGAUACUCUACCGUCCAGACGCGAAUGCAAGUCGUCAAUCCGACGCCGGCGGCGAUCUACACGGGCAUCGGGAAUGCGAUCUCUACAAUUUCAAGAGCCGAGGGAUACAUGUCAUUAUGGAGAGGACUGUCCAGCGUAGUAGUAGGAGCAGGUAAGGAUACUACGCGAACACAAUGCUGUCAUUAUCGGCAGUGCUGACAAGAUGGGCAGGUCCGGCGCAUGCGGUCUACUUCGCUACCUAUGAGGUUGUGAAGCAAGCAAUGGGUGGAAACAAGGCCGGUCACCACCCGCUGGCAGCUGGUAAGACAUUGCGACAGCAAGCUCCACGAGAUGAAUCGGUACUGAUACCAAUAUCCAGCCUCGAGCGGAGCCGCAGCGACAAUUGCAAGCGAUGCAUUCAUGAACCCAUUCGACGUGAUCAAGCAGCGGAUGCAGCUUCACGGAUCCACCUAUCGCUCCCUCAUCGACUGCGCGCGAGGUGUCUGGCGGAGCGAGGGCAUUCGCGCCUUCUAUAUAUCCUACCCGACCACGCUCACCAUGACCGUGCCCUUUACCGCCCUUCAAUUCACCGCAUACGAGUCACUCACGAAGGUUAUGCAACGGCAACGAAAUCCAGGAUAUGACCCACUCACCCACUGCACAGCAGGUGGUCUUGCCGGAGGAUUUGCAGCAGCUGCUACAACCCCAUUGGACGUGAUCAAGACUCUCCUUCAAACACGAGGCAGUUCAACGGAUGUCGAAAUAAGACAAGCGCGAGGUCUUUUCCCUGCAGCAGGUAUCAUCUGGAGAAGGGAAGGAGCGCGUGGCUUCUUCCGGGGUAUGAAGGCACGGGUUGUGACUGCGGCGCCAAGUACGGCAAUCUGCUGGUCUGCAUACGAAUUGGCAAAGGCAUACUUCAUUAGAGUGCAAGAAGAAUCAUGA
Molecule: messenger RNA, 1239 nt
Organism: Lecanosticta acicola
Lineage: Eukaryota; Fungi; Ascomycota; Dothideomycetes; Mycosphaerellales; Mycosphaerellaceae
Source: the annotation of a GenBank genome assembly